AUGCCGUACAUCCCUCCACCGCACAAGAUCGAUAACGUCUUGUCUCUCACUCUGGGACAGCCGCUCAGUAGACCAUUCUCCAUCCGUCAUCCCGUCAAAUCCGACCGUGAAACGCCCAAUGUCCCGCGGAGCACAGACUUGCUCGAGGUAUACCGCGGCAUGGUCGCUACGGGCAAGCUCCGCUGGGAUGACGAGCAGAUCCGCUGUGUCAUAAAACUUCGCGACCUGCUGGAAUCGCUCGAAGCGUACGCUCCCCCGGUUGACCUCUUGUCCAAAUUAACACCGUCCGCGCCAUUCUAUCUCAGUCAAAAGACCGACUCUGGCUUAAAGUGGUGGAAAGGCAAAGGCAAAGAUCUCGAAGAGCUUGGAGGCGCGGCUGGUAGGGACCUGAUCCGCGUCUUGAGCGGAGAGGAAGAGCUGGCAAACCUCAAGACGCCAAAAGGAAUCCUCAUUACCGGACCGCCAGGUACCGGCAAGUCACUCCUCCUCUCCCUCUUCUUUGACCUCCUUCCCACCAGCAAGAAACGUCGCGUCCACUACCACGCCUUUACCCUUGCGCUAUACCGUCAAGUCUUCAAGGAAAUGCAGCGGCGACGAGACCAAGUCAGUGAAGAGGGCCGAGAGGAUAAUCGCGAGGUGGCCGCGUCGAAAGGCUGGCGUGCCGUCUUUGCUGGUGGCCGGUGGGAUACAGAAGGUGGCCAGGAACGUCGAGCGUGGAAGCGGGAAGACACGAUUCCCUUUGUCAGUGAUUUCGAUGAGCUCCAGCUCGUAGACGCAUCAUCGGCAGCGCUUCUUCGUGACGUUCUUUCCUGGUACUGGCGCCUCGGCGGUGUGAUUGUGUCCUGCUCAAACCGCGUCCCUGACGACCUCUACUACCACGGAGUGCAGCGGGAACGCAUGGCUAGCUUUUUGGACGCCUUGAAGAGCCGGUGCGACGUGGUGGAGCUCGAUGGAGGUCGGGAUUGGCGCAGGGGUCUCGACCCAGACAAACCUAUGGAGCGCACUCCAACCUGGUUUGGCGCCGAGGAUGCCACAUUCGAAAAGCUUUGGUCCACGGUCGGAGAUGCCUCGGGCAGGACCUGCCGCUUCACCUUUGCCGAACUAUGCGAGGCACCCCUUGGUCCCGCCGACUACAUCUCCCUCGCCUCCACAUUCGACACCUUUUACAUUGACGAGGUCCCGGUCCUCCUUCUGAAAGCAAAGAACGAGGCCAGGCGACUGAUUAACCUUGUGGACGCGCUAUAUGAGAGCCGGUGCCAAGUCUUCAUCCGAGCCGACGCCCUCCCCGAAGACCUCUUCUUCCCCGACGCCAUCACCUCUGUCGCCGACAGCGAUCAAAUCCUGGCCGAGGGAUUAUCAGAAACACUCCACGCACCCGCCCGGCCAAACGUCUCGGUGUACAACUAUUCUCCCGCGCAAGCGGCUGAAACGGCUGGCGAAGUGGCCGACGCCAACAAAGCCAAAGUCGGAGCCUUCAGUGUUCUCUCCAUCUUCACCGGAGAGGAUGAGCGAUUUGCCUAUAAACGCGCCGUUUCGCGACUCAUAGAAAUGACCACCUCGCCGACCUAUCCCAACGAGACGUGGCUGCCGCUGGGUGCAGAAGGGCGCACAUGGGAAUCAAUCAUUCCUAGCUCCUCGUCCUCAACCAAAGCCUUCCCCAACGAGGCCACAUUGUCAUCCGGAGACUUUGCUGUCGAGGCGGGAUAUUCCAGGCCGCAGCGACUCACGCCAGGGAUCACUCAUCAGAAUCAAGGCGCGGGACCUAGGCAUGACCCGCCCAUCAUCAAAGAAGAGCAUGUCUGGGGGGUGGCAGAUGAGUGGGGAGACAAGGCGGGCAAAUGGGGCAAGGGCCCGCGCGUGUAUAAGAAUGGGAAGAAGUAG
This is a messenger RNA of Dioszegia hungarica, 1881 nucleotides long. Its product is annotated as AFG1-like ATPase-domain-containing protein. The transcript has 9 exons. Lineage: Eukaryota; Fungi; Basidiomycota; Tremellomycetes; Tremellales; Bulleribasidiaceae. Gene Ontology annotation, molecular function: ATP binding; ATP hydrolysis activity. Gene Ontology annotation, cellular component: mitochondrion; cytoplasm. The record is from RefSeq and is a predicted model, not a curated record. The coding region runs from base 1 to 1881 and encodes 626 amino acids.